Drosophila navojoa is the source of this 1046-nucleotide messenger RNA. RefSeq names its product daedalus (gene daed). NCBI's taxonomy places the organism in Eukaryota, Metazoa, Arthropoda, Insecta, Diptera, Drosophilidae. The record is from RefSeq and is a predicted model, not a curated record.
UCUCGAUAUAUUAAUAGGUUUAAACAGCGACACUUCGCCACUCUGCUGAAAAAAAGGAAGAAAGACAUUAAUAAAUAUACAGGAUGUCGACUGAAAAUAUACCACUGUUAAAUGUUAAUGGCCCGUCCGCGGUGCAGUUCGGUGCUAGUAAGGAGUUUCAACAACGCUCCGAACAGCAGGAUUUAGAUAGUGCAUUUGUGGGCUGUGAAAAGCGACCGUGGAUGCAGGGAAAGAACAAACCGAACGCCCACAGGGAACGUGAAGCCAUAAUGACCCUAUUUGCCAAAUCCAAACAGGAUUAUGUAAACACCAAUAACGUGGACAAACUUCUCGAGGAGCACAUUAACUUUCGCGACUUGGCCUCACUCUCCGAUGAAGAUCUGGAGAUGUUUGGGUUUUCUAAGACAAGGGAGCGCGCAGAGUGUCUCAAAAUGUUUGCAGUGCUGCCGAAUCAGGAUCCUAGUUAUGAAUCCUUAUGCCAAUCAAAGAACGCGCAAAUAUAUAAUAAUCAAAUUGUUGGAAAUGCAGCUAAUCAUCUAAUGUACCUGCGCUCGUCUUUGGCAGCCACGAAUUACAAAUUGCAAGUGCUGCCGCCAGAGGAUAUGGUAGUCGGCGACAAGCGUUAUGCAAGUCGCUUUGCACUGGAGGCCUUGAACAGCGUGCAAACCAUUUCGGACGAGCUAAGCAAGGAUCUACGUAAACUGCAGCAGCUACAGAUGUCCGAAAGUUGCAAACAAAAUGAGGAACAGGCGAGGGACUCACCCGCCAAGGAGCGUAAUCUAAAGCUUCUCUACUUUACGGCAAUUGCAUUGGGCACGGCUGGCGCCUGGUUCUGGUGGUGGUUGAAACGCAGUCAGAGCCCAAAUCUAGGGAAUAUUUCAGUUAAGAUCUAAGACAUUCCAUAUUUUAGAUAUAUACGAUGGUCGUUUGUGGUACUUGUUAUCAGAACUGCCUCGCAUAUAGCUUACAUGAGAUGCAUUUUGUAUUUACUGAAUAUUCUUCGCUCGAAGUUUGUAGUUUGUAAGUUUAUUCCAUUUGAAACGAAA